Messenger RNA from Mollisia scopiformis, 300 nucleotides. RefSeq lists its product as uncharacterized. Lineage: Eukaryota; Fungi; Ascomycota; Leotiomycetes; Helotiales; Mollisiaceae. The annotation marks the transcript as partial. The record is from RefSeq and is a predicted model, not a curated record. The transcript has a single exon.
GAAAAACAUCAACGCUCAAACCUGUACGGCUUCACGACACGAGAGUUGACCGAGCUAGAUUGCAUGCCAACGCGGGAAGUGAAGCCGGCUGAUGUGCAGUCAUACAUCAUACCUCUGCUGCAACGGCAGACGUGGGAGACGGUUCCUGUCCAACCCGAUUUUCAAAGAACGCGGCUAUAUCCAUUGAAGAAUGGAAAUGGAAAUUGGGUAGCUUCGAAUGAUGUAGUAUGGCAAGUAAUGGAGCCUUGUGUUCGAUUAGCAUCACAGACAUUGAUGUCUGCACAUUUGCUUCCUUGGGUA